GAACCAUGUUUUAAGAAAACCCCUUGUUUUCUCUAUUCUCCUCUACUUUUUUGUCGUGCCUUUUUCUUAAUUCGAUCCAUUCUAUGGAUCCUCUACCGCCACCGCUACAGCCUUCAGCCGCUCCACCCAUCUCCACCACCAACACGACGGCGGCGGCGCCACCUCCACUACCAACCCAAGUCAACUACCCAGACUCCUUGGAUUCCUCCCCUCGCUCCCGCAACACCAACUCCUGGGACGACCCGUCUCCACCACUCCCUCAACCAUCAAAGCUCCGCCUCAUGUGCAGCUAUGGUGGACAUAUAGUCCCCCGCCCACAAGACAAGUCCCUAUGCUAUAUCGGAGGUGACACACGGAUCAUCGUCAUCGACCGUCACACCAGCCUCACCAGCCUCCACAACCGCCUUUCCAAAGCCCUUCUUAACAACCAGCCCUUCACGUUGAAGUACCAGCUCCCGAACGAGGAGUUGGAUUCUUUAAUCUCUGUUGCUACUGAUGAAGAUCUUGAGAACAUGGUUGAAGAGUACGACCGCCUCUGCAAUUCGAGUGCGUUGAAACCUGGCCGACUUCGCCUGUUUUUAUUUCUCAAAAGUUCAAGUAUUGAGCAGCUUCUUGUUGAAACUGCGUCUACUAAAUCAGAUGACUGGUUUCUAAAUGCAUUAAAUGGGAAGGAUAUUAGUAUGACUACAUCUGCAAAGGAUUGCGAUUUUGCAGAAUCCUCUUCGGUCAAUUCUCUUCUUGGCUUUGAUGACGAUUCUGUAGAUAAAGAGGCCAAUACAAGGAAAUAUUUGGAAUCCCAAAUGGAUUCAGCAAAGAACGAUGGAAAUGGCAACGGGACUAUAAUUAAUCACGAUGUGCAUUCGGUCCCGGAUUCUCCAGUGCUGGAAGCCAAUUCUUCCUUUGGGUCUGCUUCUAGUUCUCCAUCUCUGGCGAACCUGCGGCCCAUAAGGGUACGGUCGGAGGAGAAUCAGAAGGUAGAAAGGUUGGGAAUUGAGCAGCAGUUUCAGCGGAGCGUCGUGGUUGUGGAGGCUGGUGGAAAUGUUAAUUUGCCUCAGAAGCAGGAGGAAGGGAGUUUCGUGCCAAUGGGCUGGGCAGCUGGAACUGUGGUAUCAGGGGUUCCAGUGGCGGUUGGUGGCGGUGGGGAGUAUGCAAAUCGAACUUUCUCGGAUGAUGAUAGAUCUGAUCAUGGUGAAUACAGAAGGGUACAACAAGCACAACAACAGUCACAGGUACACUUACAACAGCAGCAGACUCCUCAAUUUCAGCACAAACAAGUUGGUCCUAUCGAUUUGCCUUCCCCAGAUUCAGUUUCAAGUGAAGGAAGUGUAAACAAUCCAUUAUCUAGGCAGAGACAAACUAUUUAUCAAGAACCAAUGAUGCAAAUUCAGUCUGGUAACUAUAGAAUUGUUUCUGCUAAUCAAGUUGAUCCGAAGAUUGGGGAUCAAAACCAUAGCAGGGUUCAAAUGCAUCCGCAAGUUCCGGAAUCUGGUUAUGUAUUAUCAAGCCAGUUUGACCAAACUCAUUCUCAAUUACCUCAAAUGCAACAUUUUGUUCAUGCUGGUACUCAGUAUAUCCCUGCCGGAGCAAUGCCAAUGCCAUCGUAUUACCCUAUGUAUCCUUCCCAGCAACAGCAGCCCCACCAUCCUGUACUUGAGCAGCAGUACCCGUUCUACUUUGUGCCGGGUCAACAGGCCCAGGGUUAUCAUGUGCCGAUGCAGCAAGUGAAUUAUAGUGAAUCUAUGUCAGCCACUUCUACCCAUCCCCAAAUGCCUCCUCCUGGAUCAAUGGCCCCUUCUUCGGCUCACAACCAGGGAAGAAAUGCUUUCGCAUCCGAAUCUGAAAUUGCUGGUGGUGUGCAGAGAACAGCAGCUCAGCAGUUAGUCCAGGAUCCUUCCAGCCAGCAACAGGGACAAUAUACUGGUUUCACUCAAAUUCAUUACCCUUCUCAGUCGAUGGCUCCUCCUUCGGCUGCCAAUUCUAAUUAUGCCUAUGAAUUUACUGACCCUUCACGUUCCCAAAUAUACUACACUCAGCCUCUGCCACCGCAGGUGGCUGCUCAGUACCAGUCCAUGGCAUCCACCCCGGCUGGGACGUUACCUGAAGUGUCUACACAGAUGUCCAUGCUGCAUCCCACAGGGAACAAAGCGUCAAGGUAGUACUCUGCAGCCACAAAGGGUGAGUCGGGCAUGGAUACACAAUCUUUCUGUAAUGGCUUUGUUUUGCCUUUGAAGUUUAUAAUACACUGUUUGUCCUGUUACUCUUAGCAGUUGUGAAAUGUAAUUGUGAUAGGUAAUUGAUAAACUCUGGUCUUCUCUCUUCUUCUCGUGUGUAUGUGUCGUAUUUCUGUUGUACUUGCAAGUAAAAAUGAAUGUUGUUGGAUGUCACACAGUAAAAGCACAACCUCGCAUAUUACAUGGCUGGUUUACAGAUA
Messenger RNA from Olea europaea var. sylvestris, 2431 nucleotides. RefSeq lists its product as uncharacterized. The coding region runs from base 84 to 2156 and encodes 690 amino acids. Gene Ontology annotation, molecular function: protein binding. NCBI's taxonomy places the organism in Eukaryota, Viridiplantae, Streptophyta, Magnoliopsida, Lamiales, Oleaceae. The transcript is spliced from 2 exons. The record is from RefSeq and is a predicted model, not a curated record.